Messenger RNA from Pararge aegeria (speckled wood butterfly), 1102 nucleotides. RefSeq lists its product as uncharacterized. NCBI's taxonomy places the organism in Eukaryota, Metazoa, Arthropoda, Insecta, Lepidoptera, Nymphalidae. The record is from RefSeq and is a predicted model, not a curated record. Bases 289 to 636 code for a protein of 115 amino acids. The transcript has 3 exons.
UUCCGCGCGUGCUAUCAAGUGCGAAAUACUGCAUUCUCAAACAAACUUAUCAGGAGGGACACGUCCGUAUCGCUAAUUAGACCAGUUAAAGAUUUAGUGUUUAUCUAACACGUUACUCGGGUAUCUACUGGAGAUCUUUGUGAUAUUUAUUAGUGGAUAGUCAGUGUGCAGUGUGUUUUGAAGCUGAAAUGAUUGUAUAAUAUACAAAACUUCGCAUCGAAGGAUCAAAUUCCUAACCAAGAUUACUGGAAGCAGUUAAGAAGUUAGGGCCUUAGCGCCCUCAGAAUAAUGGCGAAGUUCAUUAAGUCGUUCUUCACCAACGAUAGGCGGAAGAACUCGUGCUUCGAGGAAAGCGAAGAGGAUAAAAAUAUCGCACUAUCUCUCGAUGGUAGGAGGAAGCUGUCUCUAUCAAGAUCGGGACGGAUGAAGCAAACAAACAAAAAAAGGCAUUCGCUAUCUUUGGAUGUUUAUAAUCAAGAUAUACAAAUGUCAGAAAAACCAAGGAACACAGAGCUUCAAACAGCUUCAGUCACCAAAGACAAUAAACCUGAAAACGUGCGACGAAGUCUGAGCGCCGAAGAGGAAAUCGACACUGCCUUUGAGAUCAUCAAUAAAACGAUAAUAACUGAUUUAUAACUAAUAACAUAAGCAUUAAGAAAAUACAGAUUGUAGCAGUAGAUCUUUUUUUGACAUAGCUCGUCCGCCAAGCAGCAUUGUUGCAAUGCUGUGUUCCGGUCUGAAAGGCGUCGUUGCUGGUGUACUGAUGAUAAUACCUACAUCAAAAUAUCUUAUAUAUGGUUAACUAGCGACCCGGCCCAGCUUCGAACGGUAAAAUGUAUUUAGGGUACUUAAUUGGAUAAGGAUUAAUGAACAGAAUUAAGAUCAUAAAGAACCCGCGUACAUGACUAAUAUUGAAGCAUCAAAAACCACUCUACUUUAGUAGUGUUUCUCGAAGAGACAGAUUGUCAUUUCCCACAUUUAGCAAUUAACAAUAAGUAUUUUUCCACCUAUGUUCUAAAAGUUUACCAUAGAAAGGGAAAAUGGGAAAGUGAAUGAGCUAGCAACAUUCCGCGAGUGUGAGUGCGCGGGGACUUUUCACUAU